AUGGCUUCAUCGUGGUGUUGGAGCUGUCUUUCACGACUCCGUGUGACGCCAACGCCGCGAGCGAUUCUUCCUCCGCAGUCCAUCACGCCCCGGGUCGCGAGCGCCUCCUUCCACUCCUCCGCCGUGCAAUAUGCCAACCCUACCAAAAAGAAGGGUGCCCUCGUGACGCAAAAAUACCGUCAAGGUCAGACCCUUCGCCGAAAGAAGAAGAAGACCACCGAGCGGGCUCGCCCCCCGGCCGUCGGAGAACGCAAGGCCUUGCGGAAGCGAAUUGUCCUUAGCAACCCCAAUGCCCUCGAGGUCGAAGGCAUGCAGGAUUUGUCUGCGGAAACGAUGGUCGACUCCCGUCUGCGUGGCUCCGUCUUGGGUCUUCCCUUGCCAAUGCUUGACCAGUUGAGAGCUGUGCAAGCUUUCAAGCCCAAGCAGGGCUGGUCAAUCUUCCGCCGACCGGGAACCGUCCUGCGCCGAGACACUUUGGAGAUGGGCCGUCUAUUUGAAAAGAUUUCUGGCGAAGGAAGUGCUCCCGAAAAAGGAAAAGUGGUGAAGAAAAUUCUCACUGGACUGAAGGGUUCAGGCAAGACCGUGCAUUUGCUGCAGGCCAUGGCUAUGGGCUUCCUCAAGAAAUGGGUGGUUAUUUCAGUCCCCGACGCCCGCGAACUCGUCUCCGGCGAGACCAGCUAUACACCCCUCGAAGGCACCAGCCCGCUACAAUACGUCCAGCCGAACGCCGUGUCCGCUCUUCUCACGCGCACUGUUGAGGCUAACCGCGCAGUUCUUUCAAGCUUGAGGGUCUCGCAAACUCACAAGGCUCUCCCCGGUCUCAAACCUUCGUCUACUCUGGAGGAUCUUGCUAAGCUUGGUUUCCAAGACGUAGCCAUUGCAUGGCCUGCGUUCCAGGCUCUGUGGACCGAGCUCACCGCUACUGCCGCAGCCCCCGGUAUGGAGAAGGACUUUGUGCCUCGUCCUCCCAUGGUUGUCACCGUGGAUGGUCUCGCGCAUUGGAUGAAGGAGAGCGCCUAUCGCGCCUCUGACUACUCUCCCAUUCACGCUCAUGAUCUCGUCUUUGUCAAGCACUUCCUGUCUCUUCUCCAGAAUGGUCAAGCUUCUUUGAAGAAUGGCGGUAUGGUCCUCUACGCCACCUCUACCUCCAACAACCCCGCAAUCUACACUUUCGAAGUUGCUUUGGAACAAUUGGCUGCCCGACAGGCUGGCAUCAGCCCUUCCUCUCCCGAUUACCCAUCCCCGGAAGCCUACAGUGGUGCUGAUGAGCGCGUUCUGGAGCUCUUCAAGCCUACCACUGGUAAGGAGCCCCAAUUUGAGCUCCAAACCCUCGGUGGUUUGACCCGUGACGAGGCUCGUGGAUACAUGGAGUACUUUGCCCGUAGCGGUUUGCUGCGCGAGGAAGUGAACGAGACCUGGGUCGGCGAAAAGUGGAGUCUCUCAGGUGGCGGUAUCAUCGGCGAGCUGGAGAAGCUUGGUCGCCAUGUCAGGUCGACUGCUCAGCCCGUCCCGGUGUCGGUUUAA
This is a messenger RNA of Penicillium diatomitis, 1524 nucleotides long. RefSeq names its product mitochondrial 37S ribosomal protein mS29. The coding region runs from base 1 to 1524 and encodes 507 amino acids. The record is from RefSeq and is a predicted model, not a curated record. Lineage: Eukaryota; Fungi; Ascomycota; Eurotiomycetes; Eurotiales; Aspergillaceae. Gene Ontology annotation, cellular component: mitochondrial small ribosomal subunit. The transcript is spliced from 2 exons. Gene Ontology annotation, molecular function: structural constituent of ribosome.